GCAAGUUUUGCGCGGCCCCUCAGCCAGCUUCCCCAGGGUUUAACUUUAUACGAUCAUGGCACCUUGGCAAGUUGCGCACUUACGCUAUCUACGGUCGAAGCAGAAAUGGAAAUUCGAGGCUAGCCGGGACCCGGAUAUAGUCACUCUCGUUUUGUUCUUGGGUCGAUCAGAUCUACAGACAUGAAUCAGGACCCAUGGAGGAUGUUCCGUCGGGGCGGUGCGUCGAGGACUGCAGAGUAUUUGCCAAGAUCUGUUCGAUAUGCUGAUUCUCCACCGCAAUCUCUACCCCCACCGCCGUCGCGGCAACAGGCAGAAAUGCAAGUCAGCAACGCUAGCAGCAGUUCCAGGACUGGCAGUCACACCAUCAGUCAACACAAUGAUGAUCAUCAUGGUGAAUGGUCAGAAUCGAGAUCGAAACCAUUGUCACCAUUACUAAAAGACCAAUCAGAUGACUGUGAAGACUCGGAGUCCAGCUCUGUGGCCGCGACAGCACCACCAGUUUCGAGGUUUUCAGAUUCUGAUUGCGAAGGUCCACCAGCCAAAUCCUGUCGCCUUUCUGAUGCUGAGUCUGUUUGCUCGAUUUUGACGGGGUCAGGUGAGACCCACCCUGGCUCAAAGUCAGACUCAGGACGACCUCGGAAUCGUAGGAAGCCAGGUGACUGCAGACGUAUUUGGCACUCUGAAUGGGAAACAGCGUACCUCGUACUGUAUGACAACAAAAGCAAUACUUGCAUCUGCCUGAAGUGUAACAAGACAAUCGAGACUGUAAAGAAGUAUAGCCUAAAGAGACAUUAUGAACGGCAUCACUCCGAUACUAUAGCAUGGAGUAAUAAGAAAAGGGAAAUUUUCUUGAAGCAAUCGAAGCAGAAGAGGGAGCAAAUGCAGCGGGCGUUUGUAAAAACAUUCAACUCAACCAAUUUGACACAGAUGGCCUCAUACAAGCUGUCCUAUACUCUUGUAAAGCAUCACAAGCCACUCAGUUUUGGAGAAGCUAUCGCUGAGUGGGCACAGUCAUGCGAUGUAGAGUCCAAAGUCUUCAAAGGCAUGCCAAGAAGUAGGCAGACACUCACACGUCGUGUUACUAAAAUAGCUGAUGUUAUUCAGAAAGAGAAUAUAAGAAAUAUCAAGUCAUCACCAUGCAAUAAUUUACUGCAGAUAUGUUGA
Messenger RNA from Corticium candelabrum, 1164 nucleotides. RefSeq lists its product as uncharacterized. NCBI's taxonomy places the organism in Eukaryota, Metazoa, Porifera, Homoscleromorpha, Homosclerophorida, Plakinidae. The coding region runs from base 181 to 1164 and encodes 327 amino acids. The transcript has 2 exons. The record is from RefSeq and is a predicted model, not a curated record.